Durio zibethinus is the source of this 1196-nucleotide messenger RNA. The record is from RefSeq and is a predicted model, not a curated record. Lineage: Eukaryota; Viridiplantae; Streptophyta; Magnoliopsida; Malvales; Malvaceae.
AUUCAUAUCUCUAGAUUCGAAAUCCAUACAUAGCGAAAAAAAAAAAAAGAAGAAAGGGGCAUGAAGUUCAUAUCCAAUCUCUUACAGAGAACUUUUACCUCAAUGAUCAGUUUAACAAGAUUAAUCAAUAGUUAAUAGAAAAUGCCAAAUAAUGAAAUCAAAACGCCUGUCCUCUUGAGGAAUGCAGAGAAAGGGUCUAUUAGUUUCCAAAGUCAUCUCUUUAGUUUGGCGAAGGGUCAUCAGAAUUGAGCAUCCAUUGAUGAGAAGAAUGGAUGGAACUGCCACGUGGCACCUUUUGCUUCCGGAAAAGUUGUAUUCGCCUUUUCCAUUAGAAAAAGAUAAUAUAUUGAUCUACAAAAAGCUAGUAGGGAUCAAACUUGUUCAAGUCCAAAAUAAUUUUUUGGAGUGGGUUUCAAGAAUUAUUCUCAGACUUACUUGGCUGAUGGCUCCCUUAAUCUUAAAAUACAAGACUCUGGCCCUUCUUUUGAUUAACUUUUUCAUGUAUAUAUAAUCCUUCAAUGGAGCCAACUAGUAGAACAAGUAGUUCAGCCAUCUGAAAUAAAACACUACGGAAUUAAAUAUGUCAACUUCUUCAACACCCAUCCAAGUCUCCCAAGAGUUACUCGAAAACUUUCAUCCAAGAAAAUUUCUCCCACAUUCCUCUCUUUAUCCAACAGAAUCCCCAGCAAUUUCCCCAGCUCAAGAAAACAGUUAUACCUUGAUCAAUAACAACUUCCAUACAAAUGUAAUCAUUGUGCUCUCAGUCCUCAUAUGCAGCGUGAUUUCUUCUUUGGGGUUGUUUUUAAUUGUCAAGUGUUCUGCUGAAUCUGAUGCGAACCCUUCAGCUAAGUUAUCUAAUGCAGGAGUUGCGCAGAAAGCCUUAAAGGCCUUCCCAACCGUAAAAUACACAACCGAGUUGAAACUGCCUGGCUUGGACAAAGCUUGUGUUAUAUGCUUGUCGGAAUUUGCUGCUGGGGAACGUCUGCGGAUUUUGCCGAAGUGCAACCACGGAUUUCAUGUUUGUUGUAUCGAUCAGUGGCUUAGUUCACAUUCUUCAUGCCCUACAUGCAGGCACUGCCUGACUAAAACACAGCAGAAAACGGUUAACUGCAGCCAGGCAGACUCAUUGGAACAGUCUCUCCCGUUGCAGGAAAGCACAUAGCAGAGAACUAAAAAAAUUGUGAAUAUUUAAGGUA